Ectocarpus sp. CCAP 1310/34 is the source of this 1275-nucleotide messenger RNA. Lineage: Eukaryota; Phaeophyceae; Ectocarpales; Ectocarpaceae. The record is from the annotation of a GenBank genome assembly.
AUGACCGUGUUGGGGGGCAAGAAGGGUCAGGAGCCUAACCCGAAGAUGAGCAUGCCGGCGGUGUUGCGCGCGCAAAAGGAUUUCGCGAACGUCGACUCUAGUCUAGAGGUUCUCUUGAAGCGCCACGGAGGGGUUGCGCUCAUGCUUCCAAAGUUCCAUUGCGAGUUGAACCCGAUCGAGCUUGUGUGGGGUAGAUCCAAGUGGUGGGUCCGCAGGAACUGCAAAUACACUAUCGCCUGCAUGCGAGAGAACGUUUCCAAGAGCUUCAGGGUAGACAACUUGAGCCUAGACAUCGUUCAAAAGUUCUGCCGGAAGGUGGCCAACUUCCACGCGGUGUACGACGCAGGGCUUACGGGCGCCGAGGCGGUAGAUGCGCAAGAGAAAUGCAAGUCGCACCGUAAGCCGGCUCCAUCCGAAUACAUUAACCCCAAGUAACGUAUGCUAAAAGUCGGUACGUUGUGUAUGGGGUUCGAAAGAAUGACCUCAACAUUUGCUUCUGUCCACAGAACUCUUCGGUAGGGUACUGGGAGAAUACAGAAUGUUCUGUGAAAUCUCUGUAGGGUACUGGGCGAGUACCGAAUGUUCUGUGAAAUAUCUGUAGGGUACUGGGGUCUGACAGAUCUUCUUUGUAGUGAUCUGUCUGUACUUACAGAGGGAAAAUACCGCCGGUACCCAUCUGUGAGGACCCUACAGAACGGACCUGUGCUUCUGUCGGUGUCGGUUGUCCACGAAGUUUGUUCUCCGUUUUUUUUUUCGACCGGCUGCGUUUCCCUCCCGGUCGAUACGAUCGGUAGUAUUGGGCAGGCGAUGCGCUGUAUGUAGAAGACUAGUAUUUUGGCAAUCGUAAAACGUAGUGCGAGGGAGUGUUAUCGAGUGUAAAUACAGGGUUUUCCCAACGAUGAAGCGAAAACAACGAAAUGUCAAGCGUUGAACGAUAAGUUUUGCGACCAGAAAAGGGGGGUACAAUCUCNAUGUCAAGCGUUGAACGAUAAGUUUUGCGACCAGAAAAGGGGGUUACAAUCUCUUGUGCCCCCCUUUUAAUGUGUAUAUCUGCUUGUUAAGUGUUUUUUUUUUUUUUUUGAGGGCGCCAUCGCGUUCGCCUGUUCAAACCCCGCCGAUAUCAACCAAGAACAAAAAAAAACGGCAUGAUUACGAUAGUGGUUAUCGAGAUAUUGGACGAAAAGUUUGAUCCCCUCCCUCCCAAAAACGCCUGGAAAAACCUAUACGAAAACCACGAAUUCUCAGAAACGUUUCAAAUCGAUUUGGUCCCUGAAC